UGAACGCGUUAUUUGCAGAGGGCUGUUCGUCCGUGAAGGCUACCCUGUGCAAAUUUGGUGCGAAGAACAGUGAAAAGCACAAGCUUUUCAGGAGUGAUUCGCGAAGGACGUCCCGUCUGUCACCGGCUGCCAGAGAUUCCCGACUUUGGUCGCUGUCGGGGCCCCCCUCUAAUUCGCUGUUCUCCACCAGGGUUGGGGUUUAAGAACCGCAGAAAGUUGUUGUUUUGGAGAGGUAUAGGCAGUGAGGUAACAUCUUCUGAUCGCUAUCUCGAUUAAUGCUUUUGGAUUGCAAAACUUGAUGGAAUUUCGAAGCUAUCUGCUUAGCGAGACCUCCCUGGUCAUCUGGUGCCAUUGCCCUGUUAGUGUAAGGUGGCGUAGCUGUGUCAAUUUCAUCGAUUUGUUUUUCAUCGGAAUGAAUGAGCCUUGUUUGUUGUCCUUUCCGGAACAGGCCGAAGUUAUGAGCUUGUUCUUCCUGAUCUGUUAACAGAAUGUUCCCAUGUUGCUGUGGAUUUGUGGUUCCGCCUAUCUGUGCUUUUCUUCCUUGUCUGCUCAGUUAAUUUGACUGCUUCGAAUGUGGUUGCAAAACUAUGCAUUGAUGCCAUGGUCGUGGUUUAGAAUUUUUGGCUUAUGGCCGUUGCCAUCUUACUGUGCAUUCUGUGGGAUAGGCAUAUGCAUGUUCUUUGCAUUUCAAGAAGCAAAAGACUAACUGAUUUCGGUGUUUCAUACUGUUGUCUAUUGCUGCUAAUAGUGCAUUGUUAGGUGCAUUGUUAGAUCAUUGUUAUUAUGGACCAACUGCAUGCAUUAUGGCUCCUAAAGGCGAAAAUAUCAUCGACUGGAGUGAUGAAAUGGAGUUCGCUUUCAUAAACAUAAUGCUUGAGAAGCUGAGAAAAGCACACACUACAACAUGGAAGCAAACUACUUGGAAGGAGAUCACAACUGAGAUGGUAAAUCUAUUUCCUGAUCAACAACUGUGUUUGUAGAAGGUAAAGGACAAGCAUCAGAGAAUGAAGACAAAUUUCACCCGAUCCUCUGAAAUAGUUAGGCAUACAGGCGUUGGGUGGGAUGCAGACACAAACACCAUCACAACCGACCAAGAUGUUUGGGAUAUGUUUGUAAAGAAGAACAGGGCAUACGGGGCAUUUCGGAGCAAGGGCUGCAACCACUACGAUUUGCAGAAGCAACUCUUUAGUUCUUUAGUGGCUACCGGUGCUCUUCGCAUCUUCUCGACCGAUCCACCUCCAACUUUAAAAGAAGAACGCCGAUUAAAUGAGGAAUUCUUAUCUAGGGGGAAGGGGAAGGGGAAGGGAAAACAACAUGUCGACCUUGAAAAAGGCUCCGACGAAAGUGACGACCUUGUCCAUGUUGUAGAGCCCAUGAUAACCGAGUCUCGACGUCGAGUGCUGAAAAGGCGUCUAAGCAAGACUUCACAAAUGCAGGAAUGCAUGGACCUGUUCAGGGAGAGUUACACGAAGCAGCAGCCACAGAAAACCCCACCGUUGAUAAAGAGAAGCAAGUCGGUAACGAGCCCUGAGAAACUUGAGAAGAAUAGCAUUGAAGAAGCCCUCGAGGAGUUGGUUAAAUUGAAAUCGAGAAUCCCUCACUCCUUGUAUGUGAAAGCCGCCAGAGCCCUCCUUGAUCCGGGAGCGCGGAGGCUUUUCAUGUGGUUCAAGGAGGACGAUCGACAGGAGUGGAUACUGCAGCUUUCUCAUACUUGAAGAAUUUGUGAACCCAUCUUUAUUUUUGUUUUUUAAAAUUACUAUGGUUUUUUUUUUAUGAUUGAACUCUUGUUUGUUUUGUGUGUUUUCUUUUGUUGAUGAUUUUCUGUUUGCAUGUUAAAUGGUUAUGAUUAAUGUGUUUCACUGUUAACGAAGUGUUCGUGAUCUUAUGUCCACACCGACAGGCAAUCAUUUG
Molecule: messenger RNA, 1911 nt
Organism: Punica granatum (pomegranate)
Lineage: Eukaryota; Viridiplantae; Streptophyta; Magnoliopsida; Myrtales; Lythraceae
Source: RefSeq, a predicted model, not a curated record